This is a messenger RNA of Paramecium sonneborni, 518 nucleotides long. NCBI's taxonomy places the organism in Eukaryota, Ciliophora, Oligohymenophorea, Peniculida, Parameciidae. The record is from the annotation of a GenBank genome assembly.
AUGAAAUCAAAUAUAUUGAACACUGGCUCUCUUCCUGAAAAAAAGCCAACCGUUUAUUUAAAUGACGGAUAAGGAAGGGAUACUUAUAUUUCUUAUAACAAUGGUGGAAAUUUUGCCCAAGAAUUUAGAUUUUUAGUAUCACCCAAAGAGCCAACUUCUUUAAGAUUGAAAUACAAUUUCAGUAUUUAAUAAGACCAUUCAACACCUAGAAUUAAUUACUAAGGAGAUGGAACAGGAAGAGAUACAUAUAUUUUGUAAUAUUUUAUUUUUAUUUUAACUAGAUAAAAUGUAAAAGAUAAAUGCAGCUCAGGAUAACUUAAUUAUAAAAAAAUGCUUAGAAGUGAAACCAAUUUGGGUAUAUAUCAAAAAAAUAGAUAUUAAUUACCCCCUUUGGUUAAAUAAAAAAUGAACUUGGUAUAUAAAUUAUAGAAAGUCUAAUCUAGUAGAUUAUCAAUGCCAAAAGGUAAACUAUUUUUCAAUGAAGAGUGAUUCUCUUUAUUUAUAUACAAAAUUAUCAU